This is a messenger RNA of Puntigrus tetrazona (Sumatra barb), 3423 nucleotides long. RefSeq names its product proprotein convertase subtilisin/kexin type 9 (gene pcsk9). The record is from RefSeq and is a predicted model, not a curated record. NCBI's taxonomy places the organism in Eukaryota, Metazoa, Chordata, Actinopteri, Cypriniformes, Cyprinidae. Gene Ontology annotation, biological process: proteolysis. Gene Ontology annotation, molecular function: serine-type endopeptidase activity. The transcript has 12 exons. The coding region runs from base 322 to 2316 and encodes 664 amino acids.
ACUUUGAUCGCACGGGCUUCGUUUUGUGACAUGUCUGCGCAGGAAUCGUAAACGCAGAAAACGCGCGUGGGUGGGCCGUAACUCGACUCCUCGUCCGCUGCUUUAUUAACGAGCCAUCUCUCGAUAUAAGGACGCCCCACCUCAGUCACUCAGAGGGAUUUAAGUGACAUGUUAAGUGACAUGAGGAUACGCUUCAGCCCCAAACUCUCAGCUUCACACGCCCGCCACGUUAUACGACGAACGACAGUGCAAAAAAAGUACUUUCUUAGCACCAUCACCUAAAACCGCUCGUAUCAUAUCGCUUGGUUUACUCUUCACAGAAUGAAAAGCUUCGUGACUGCGUGUUGGCUGAGUUUUCUGCUGAGUCUUGCGGCGGUGGUUGAGAGUGAUGAAGACUACACCGAGGAUGAAGAGAUGAUCCUGUCUUUAAUUCUGCAGGAUGACACCCAGCCUGAAGCAGAGAGCAGGCCAUCCGCCCAGUUCUACAGGUGCACUAAGGACGCGUGGCGCAUGCCGGGUCAGUAUAUCGUGGUGAUGAGGAGCGGGACGCACGUGAACCAGGUGGAGCGCACCGCGCGCAGACUCCGCGCGAAAGCAGCCAAACGGGGCUAUCUGAUCGAAAUACUGCAGACUUACUCGGGAGCUUUCCACGGCUUUCUGGUGAAAAUGAGCAGCGACGUCCUUCACAUGGCAGUAAAGCUGCCCCAUGUGGACUACGUUGAAGAGGAUUCCUCCAUCUUCGCCCAGAGCAUCCCAUGGAACCUUCAGCGCAUCCUUCAAAACAAACACAAGACUGGAAAAUACUCACCACCCAAUGACGGAGCAAAGGUGGGAGUGUACCUUUUGGACACGAGCGUUCAGGCGACUCAUCGCGAGAUCGAGGACAGGGUCAUGGUGACGGACUUCAACAGCGUGCCGGAGGAGGAUGGGGUCAGGGUUCACAGACAGGCUAGUCAGUGUGACGGUCAUGGCACGCACAUCGCAGGUGUGGUCAGUGGACGGGACUCCGGUGUAGCUCGAGGUGCCAGUGUGAACAGCGUCCGGGUGUUAAACUGCCAAGGCAAGGGCACCGUGUCAGGAGCUUUAGCAGGUCUGGAGUAUGUUCAGUCGUCUCUGAUGUCUCAGCCUAUCACACCCGUGAUCCUACUGCUGCCGUUUGUAGGGGGAUUCAGUCGCACCCUCAACGCUGCCUGCAGGAAAAUGGUGGAGUCUGGCGCGGUGCUUAUUGCUGCGGCUGGUAACUACAACGAUGACGCUUGUCUGUACUCGCCAGCCUCAGAGCCUGAGGUGAUAACAGUAGGGGCUGUUAAUUUCGCCGACCAGCCCUUGAGCACUGGGACGACGGGCACCAACGUGGGCCGCUGCGUGGAUGUGUUCGCACCCGGUGAUGACAUUGUCAGCGCGUCCAGCGACUGCUCCACCUGCUUCACCACCAAGAGCGGAACGUCACAGGCAGCCGCGCACGUUGCUGGUAUAGCGGCGGUGCUCCUGAAUCUGAAUCCGAACUCUAGCUCUGCCGAGCUUCUGCAACAGCUCCUCCAUCAUUCAGUCAAACAGGUCAUUAACCCAGAGUCUCUGCCACUGAACCACCGUCUCGCUACACCCAACACGGUGGUCGCCCUGCCUGACACGACCUCCACACUCACAGGAGAGCAUCUGCUCUGUAGAUCCGUUUGGUCUGAGCAGUCAGCUGCUAAAGGUUCGGCCACGGCUGCAGCCCGUUGUCGUCACGGUGAAGAGAUGCUGAGCUGCUCAAGUUUCUCACAAAAUGGAGCAAGAGCUGGAGAAAGAAUGGAGGAGAGAGACGGGCAGAAAGAGUGUGUUGCUGUUAAUGGGAAUGGAGGGCAAGGUGUGUUCGCUGUAGCACGCUGCUGCACAGGCCAUAAAGCUCAGUGCCAGACGUCAGAGAGUCCUCAGAGAGGAGCGGAUGCAGAGUGCCCUCCAGACCACCAGCUGACAGGCUGCAGUUCUUUAUCUGGAGAUGCAUCGGACUCUGAUCGACCUCAAUAUGGCAUCCGAAGGGCAUGUCUUGCUAAAACGGGUGUAACUUCAUACGCCUCCUGCUGCCACACAUCCUCUCUAGAGUGCCGGCUGAAAGAGCACGAGUCUACGGCUCUCAGCGAGCAGGUGGAGGUUUCAUGCGAAAACUCGUGGACGCUGACAGGCUGUCAGGGUCUGUCGCUCGGUUCUGUCGUUCGCGGGGCAUUUGCUUUGGCUAACACCUGUGUAGUUCGUACAUCUGGAGGAGGUACAGGAGCUGCCGCCAUCGCCACCUGCUGCAGGCACCGUCUGUCCAACCAGCCGACUGAUCACUGAGGGAUGUGUUCUUCUUUUCUCACUUCUCUAAACAUGUAACCAUUAACCAUGGACAUAACCACUAUAACAAAUAUAAUAGUUAGGGGUGUUACACAAGUAAGCUCAAUUCUGUCAUUAUGCAAUAUUACAUGACAGAGAAGUGCAUUGUUACCAGUCCUGGACAUAACCAUACUCAAUCUAAAACUACAAGGAGCGCUAAAACACAUUUAAAGGCCUUUAAACAGCUAAAACAUAUUUAUACAGGCGUGGUUGCAUCAAUAUUAGAAUUCAGAUCGAUACCGAUGAUUUGUUCAGGCAACACAAAUACCAUUUUCCUUGAAUAAUAAUAAUAAUAAAAACAAAACUCAUGAUAAAGUGUUUUUAAGUCUACUAGUGAAUUCAGGCAUUAUUAAGAUUUGCUAACAAUUACAUUUAAAAGUGGCAAAGCAAGCAUUAGAUGAGCGCUAGUUAUAAAAAGAGGAAAUAAGCAUGUAGAAAAUAUACAAUAUCAGGUAAUAUAUUUCAAAUAUGUAGCAAUACCGCUAAAUUAAAACUGAUAUUAUAGAUAAUACCACUUUGACCAUAUGUAGGACCAUCACUUUUCAUAUUAACAUAUAUAUACUAUACAUAAUUAAAUAAAAAAAAUCCCCAAUAUCGGUAACGGAUAUUAUAGAUAAUACCACUUUGCCAUUAUUUAGGACUGGCACUUUUCAUUUUUAUACUAAUAGAAUGCAUUUACAGUAUGUAACAAGACGGUUAAAUAAAAAAAAUCUCUGCAUAGUCUGUAUAGUCGAAAAAUGAUAUUAUAGAUACAACUUUGACUAUUUAGUACUUCGAAAUGUUUGUUACACACAUAUUCUGAAUUGAAACUGUUGUAUUUUCGCUAUUUCUGGCAAGAGCAUUACCUAUUAUUAUGCAUGUGUAUUGUUCAUGUAAGAGUGUAAUUCUUCUUAUAAAUGUAUAUUUUUAUACUGCAAACCUUGGCAACUUUAUGUCCUGGUCUACUUCAGACUUGGCACAUACAAAACCACACAGUCUGAAAACUUGUGCAUUCCAGUUUUUCCUUUUUAUAUCAAAUGUUUUCAUUGUCAAACUCUGAUGUACAAAUUAAAAUGUGGUUUUAACAUG